Prinia subflava (tawny-flanked prinia) is the source of this 2603-nucleotide messenger RNA. Its product is annotated as adapter SH3BGRL-like. Gene Ontology annotation, cellular component: cytoplasm. Lineage: Eukaryota; Metazoa; Chordata; Aves; Passeriformes; Cisticolidae. The record is from RefSeq and is a predicted model, not a curated record. The transcript is spliced from 5 exons. Bases 101 to 565 code for a protein of 154 amino acids.
CUCCCGCCCCAACCUCAGCUCGAGCCCGAGCCCCAGCCCGCGCCUCAGCCGCCCUCACACACCCACCGCCCGCCCGGCUCCGCAUCUCGCCGCUCCCAGCAUGGUCAUCAAGGUCUACAUCGCCUCUUCCUCUGGUUCCACGGCGGUCCCCAGACUUUGGGAGGACAGUGAUGUACAGAAGAUAAAAACAAGCUCUCACUGCAUUCUCUUUCUUUGCUUGGGUGCAGCCACUGGUCUGUGGGCUUCGGCGAUCAAAUACCAGUUGAUUAAAAAGCAGCAGCAAGAUGUGUUAGGCUUCUUGGAAGCCAACAAAAUUGAAUUUGAGGAGAAGGACAUCGCAGCUAGUGAGGAGAACCGGAAAUGGAUGCGGGAGAAUGUCCCUGAGGACAGUCGGCCAGCGAGCGGGAACCCCCUGCCCCCCCGGCUCUUCAACGACAGCCGCUACCUCGGGGACUACAGUGCUUUCUUUGAGGCGCGGGAGAACAACGCCGUGUACGCGUUCCUGGGCUUGACUGCACCUCCUGGGUCAAAGGAGGCUGAAGCACUGGCCAAGCAACAAGCAUGAAUUUCAACUGCCUUAAAUGUCUGUAAAGGGAAUUUCCACAGCUUUUUAUAAAAUAGUCCAGCUGCCUCUGCUUCAAGAAAUGUAGAUGUGAUUUCUAACAUUUGAUUGGUGCUUGCAGCAUUCACUAUCCCUAACACAAAUUGAACAAAGGAUGGAAAUGAGGAUUUCAGGGUAGGGAGCGGGAGUGGAUUCUGAUGGAAGCCAAAGCAGACAUGAAUGAGUUACAUUUAGUUUAAACUGUCCUGGCAAUUUGUCCAUUUUGUGUAAACUUAAAGAAACUAUUUUAGUACUAAAAAUGCAGAUGGGUGUUACCUAAAGAUCCAACUAUUUAAACUAUGGAAAACAGUAUCUAAAACCUCAUCAGAUACUAAUUUAGUGCCUGAGUUGCCUCAAAAAUGUUGCUGAGUUACACAGUAAAUUUUCAGUGUCUUUCCUGGUUUCAAAUGAAUUUGUAGGUGGUACCGUGUAGUUUAACCAUUGUAGUCACUUUGGAAAGUUGUUUGUCUUCUGUAGAAUGGAUAUUUAAGGUUUGUAUUGCUACACACUAUACAGGUGAUAAAACCCCCAACAAACCCCAUGUAUUUCUCAUUUAAGUGAUCUGUGUGGGCUCUUAGGACAAAAAGGGCAAUGGACAUGGGUCCCUCACAGCUGCCUAAGCAGGAGCGAUGACACAUCUAGGGCAAGAUUCGAUGUUGCAAACAAGCCAAAACAGCUAUAAAUGGCCUUUCCCUACCUGUGUAAGGGUGAAAGCCUUUAAGGUAUUUCUCUACAAAAAUACCAGUGCACACUGCUUGGAGCAUUAAACAUUUCGCUGCAUGCUCAAGUAGCUAUUAGGUUCAUAUAGUUUUUUUUCAAAUGAGGAAAUAAAUGUUUGAAUAGCAAAAGUUAUUGUAAUUAAGCAAGAUUUCUUUUUUUUAAGGUUUAAAAUCUUCAUUUCCAUUCUUAUUGCCAUAUCAUAGAGCUAUUACAGGAAUUGCAAAUCUCUCAGUGUCUUGUGUGGGUGACUUUACCACAUGCAAUAUUAACCUGUGUGUUCUCCCAGUGCUCAUGAGGGAGCCUGUAAUUCCAGGCCGUAUUUUAAUUCCUGGUUUAUCAUUUUGGGAGCCUGGGAAGCAGUUGGAAGCUUGUGCUUACAAAAGCAGCACAGCAUCAGGAGGCAGAGGGAUGAAUGGAUGCUGCCUUACCUUAAAGAUUAACACACACAAAACUGUGCUUUUUUAUUAACAGCUUUUGUCAGGAAUUACUGCAAUUCUGUGAAAUUUAAGACCUUUUGGGGAUGGAAGUUUGGUUAUGUUUUAAAUCCAGCACCAGAUUUUGGUUGUUCACUAUGAUUUCAUCUUUCGGAACGAGGUUGUUUUUCUUUCUUAAUAUUGGCUGAAUCCUUCUCUGUGUCUAAAUUCCUGCUCACGUUUUUGGGAACUAUGGAAUACUAAAGGAAGUGUGGUAAGGAAAGUGGGAUGUGACACACAAGUCUCCAUAUGCACACCAGUUUGCUGUGUUUCCGGUACAAGUUUGGUGAAUUACAGCCAUUAUUUUGGAGGAGCUGUAAUUAAAAGUUGCUGCCAAAUUCUGUCAGUUCAGCGACCCAAAACAUUCUGAAACUAGGUCAAUCCCUCUCAACGGUCAAGAAAAUUGCCAAGUUUAAGAAAGCAAAGUCACUGCCCUUGUCUGUCCCCCUCUUGCCAUAUGGGAGCAUUCAAACUAUCAGCAUUCCUAAGGCAGCUCUGGUGAGCCAGGCUGAAUUAUUCCUUUGUCCAGGGAACAAGGAACCGACACAAACUGAAAAUACCAAAAAUAUCUUUGUUGUGUGUGCAAAUCUUGAGUUUUUUGAUGCAGAUCUCUUGCAUGACUUUAGGAGUGCUAGGAAUCUGUUACCUCUCUGCUGGUUUUCUGUUUCCAUGGGUGCAAGAACUGAAUUGAUUCUUUUCUUUCUUUUUUUUUUUUCCUAUGGAGAAAGCAGGCAUUGAGGAUUUAACCUGUAUGUUAACCAUUCCUGUAUCAUUCCAAUAAAGUUGUUUUGGAACACUUUCUCACUCCA